UGGUGCGCGGCAGAUUUGGACAAAGGAGAUAGAUCAUGUGAGAGGUCUUCCAAUACAAAUAGAGCCAAAUUGAAACCCACUGCCACCAAAUUUCGAACACAAACAUACCUACCUCUUGUUCCAUGGCCCAUUGUCUCCUCAGGAACUAAGGUCAUCAACAAAGAAUGAGCUCGAUGUGGGAAGCAGGCGAGAGCGUGACGACGCAGGCGAUGGCACAGUACCGAAAACGAUCAGGGACAGUCUACAUGACCAACCGACGAUUGGCAUGGGUUCCUGAUGGCGGACUGGCGCCGACUAUCUCGAUAAAGCAUGACGAUAUUAAAGGUCUCUUUGUCAGUGCGGAAACGGCUGCUAAGGUGAUGAUCAAAAUCGUCGAGAUCAAGCCUGACACUAGCCAUGCAUUCGUGUUUACGUCCGGCAACGCCGUGAAGGAGCGUAACGAUUUCAAAGAUAGGCUCUCGACAAUUCUUGCAGAGAGACAAAUACGCGCCAACGUAGCGGCAGGAGGGACCGGCAGUAACGGAGGUCUGUCAUCAGGAGGAGGCUCUCCCGUCAUCUCGGAUGCGAGUGCACCAGGGACACCCAAGGCUUCAGCCCAGUCCAGGAUGGGUCCUGGUGGAGUUCGGAGAGGAUUGAAUGGAAGCGGACCGUCCGCAGAACUAAAGGCUCGAUUCGAACUAUUGAAGCAGAACAAGGAGUUGGCGAUGUUGCACAAGGAACUGGUGAUGGGCAAACAUGUUACGGAAGAGGAGUUCUGGGAGAGCCGGAAGCAUCUGUUGCGGAACAAGACAGCAAUGGACCAGCAGCAAAAGGGUCAGUCGUCGGCAUGGUUGGACCUGAAGCCUGAGACCGGAGAGAGCAACGACGUCAAAUAUGUAAUGACACCGCAGGUGAUUCACUCGGUCUGCCAACAAUACCCUUCGAUCAAGCGUGCAUACGAUAACUUUGUACCGGACAAGUUAUCAGAGGCCGAGUUUUGGAAACGAUACUUCCAAUCGCGCUUCUUUCACCGCAGCCGAUCAGGACGUGGAGCGAAUGAGCCGGAUGACGAUAUUUUUGAUAAAGCAUUGGAGGAAGAUGAGGAAGAAACCAAGAGUGCGCCCAAGCGGAUCAAGCUGGAUCAUAUCAAUAUGCUGGUGGACCUGAGCACGACGGAAGAAGACCAUUUCGAGUCGUAUACGACUCCGGACAGUACGAUGGCGGCAGGAAAAACAAAAGAGUCCAAGGAAGCAAUGCCGCUUAUCAGGAGAUUCAACCGUUACGCACAACGAGUACUGAAUUCGACUAUUGGGCCCAAAAAGCCCUCGACAGGGUCCGAACCGUUCAACAUCAAUGGUGUCGAGAGGGCUAUUGUACUGGACGACCUGCGGGAGCAGAAAGAGGCGUCGAGGAUCAUACUAGAUAUUCAAGACACAAGGCGGUAUUUCGAGAGUCAAGGAGGCGAUCUGAAGAGUUCCAAGAUUGCGGAAGGCGAGGAUCCCGCCGAUAUUCUGAAACGAUGCUACGAGGACUUUACCACCAACGAAGUCGAACUUAACAAGCCAUUUGCCAUCCCCGAGUCGACGUUUGAUACCUUGAUGAAGAACGUGAAAGCGAACCGCGCCAAGAUGAUGCCACCUAAAGACGGCUCGCAAUUGUUACCUCCGCAGCUGUAUCAAGAAGCAACAGCAUGCCAUGCUGCAGGAAACGAGAUCCUUCGCCAUUUCUGGGCUUCAACAAGUCCGGACAAGGCUGCAAAGCACAUGCGUAUGGUUGAGUCGCUCAAGAAGAUCCGGGACGAGAAUGUCAAAGCGCUCAUGAUCCAAGCCAGUUCACUGGGCGCCGAAUGUUUGGAUGCUAUGAAAAUGAUGUUGAAGCCGAUGCAGAGCGCUAUCCAAAAAGCACUUAAACAUGCAGAGACCGCUCGGUCCAAACCAGCGAUAACCAGAAAGCUGGCGUAGAUCGUUUCUUUUGAACAAUUUUACUCAAUACCGCGAUCUUGUCAUACAUAAAUUUUGUCCGCUCAUCGAAACGAGUCGUGAAUGUAUGCGAGGACAUGCUUUAUUGUCUAAUACAACUUGAGUUUUCCGGUGACGCUGUUAAUGACGCUGACAGGACCUGGACCGACAGCGAGAACCGUUCUUGAUCCGGCAGCGAUUUGUGUCCUUCCUGCAUCACGAAUGCUGUGUGCUGCCAACCCUACGCUCUGAGCUUGGGCUUGAAGCAACAACCUUGAGAGCACGAAAAGGAACAGAAGUCAGUAGAGGCUCGUUAAUUCCAUAUCUUCGUUUUGGUGAUCUCAAAAAGCUGCAC
Molecule: messenger RNA, 2292 nt
Organism: Gamsiella multidivaricata
Lineage: Eukaryota; Fungi; Mortierellomycota; Mortierellomycetes; Mortierellales; Mortierellaceae
Exons: 7
Coding region: 165-1940 (591 amino acids)
Biological process (GO): nucleotide-excision repair; transcription by RNA polymerase I; transcription by RNA polymerase II
Cellular component (GO): transcription factor TFIIH core complex; transcription factor TFIIH holo complex
Source: RefSeq, a predicted model, not a curated record